AGCGUCGGAUGAUUACGCGAGGGCGGUGCCAAGUAGGAGAUAAGCGACGACGAGAACCUCACCGGUAGUUGCAUCCUUUGCUUUAACCAUUUAUAAGCACCUUGUUUAGCUACCGUUAGCCGUUUAUACCAACCAGCUCACAAACAAUUUCUGUUUUUUUUUUGUAUGUCACGAAUUCCAUUCAUAUCUGUCAAGAAUUCGAAACGGAAAAUAAACCACAUUAUGGAGACGGAGAUACACGUGCCUGUGGGGUCGCCGGUAAUUCGAAAAUUCCCGAUUUUCGUGGAGGAACAUAACGUAACCGAUGGGGCAAUGAAGCUGGUAAAGCAGCUUCGGCCAGCGUGGGACAUAAACCAUGUCAAGACCAAGCUCUUCACUGAUGGGACCACUAAUAAGCUGGUGGGUUGUUAUGUGGAUGCCAGUCCAGAGGACGUGGUUCUGGUGCGUGUGUAUGGGAACAAGACGGAGCUGAUCGUCGACCGAGACAACGAGCUCAAGAGCUUCCAGGUUCUACAUGCUAACGGCUGUGCGCCGCGCCUAUACUGCACCUUCCAGAAUGGCCUCUGCUACGAGUUCAUGCAGGGGGACGCCCUCGGAACACAGGACGUCAGGGACCCGAUCUUACUCAGGCUAAUAUCCAGGGAGAUGGCUCGUAUCCAUGCAAUCCACGCACAUAACGGCUGCAUCCCCAAACCCAACCUGUGGAUCAAGAUGAGGAAAUAUUUCUCUCUGGUCGCCACCGAGUUCACAGAGCAAGCCUCCAACGCCAGGAUCCAGCAGGAGGUGCCCAGCCAGGCAGUGUUGGAGCAGGAGAUGGUGUGGAUGAAGGAGCACUUGUCUCAGCUGGGCUCUCCUGUGGUGCUCUGUCACAACGACCUGCUCUGCAAGAAUAUCAUCCACAACAGCAAAGAAGGCCAUGUCCGGUUCAUAGACUAUGAAUACUCUAGUUACAACUAUCAGGCCUUUGACAUCGGGAACCACUUCAACGAGUUUGCUGGUAUGAGUGAGCUGGACUAUGGGCUGUAUCCUAGCCGUGAGAUGCAGCUGGAGUGGCUGCGUGUGUAUCUGCAGGCGUACAAACUGUCCACUAAGAAAGGAGAGGAGGUCAGCGACAGAGAGCUGGAGAGACUCUACAUACAGGUCAACAAGUUUGCUCUGGCAUCACACUUCUUCUGGGGCUUCUGGGCACUCAUCCAGGCCAAGUACUCCUCCAUCGAUUUUGACUUCCUGGGGUAUGCUGUGCUGCGCUUCAACCAAUACUUCAAGACCAAACCUGCAGUGAUGGCUCUACAGAUCCCAGAAUGAGAGGAGAAGAAGAGAGGGACCCCAUCACUGGCACUGACCAGAGGAGCAGACACACUUUGAGCAGGAGAGGGCUGUGCUGGGGGAUGAGGGACAAAAGUUGGGGUUGAGCAUUAUUAAUGGGGUCGAGGGGUGGGGUAAAUAACAUUUAGAGGGCCGAGUGUGGAUGGACCACAACAUUUUUUCCAAACUCGGUCCCUGGCAGCAAGCGCAAAUACUAUUUAAUUCCUCUUCAACUCUGUCCACCUCUGUCUCACCAGUCAAGCUCAUCAAGAUUCCCCAAAACAGCCAGGGGUGGUCUGUGUGUAAAUGUGUCUUUAUUUAUUUAUUCUGUGAAGAAUUGAUUGACCUACUGACGUAAGAUUCAUUCCCCAGGCAGACGGGUAGCUGAAACACUAGCUGAGUCCGGGAGCAUUUGGUGCCAACAUGGAGAACAGUGUGCAGACAGUUCUGUAUUUAUGGGCUCUGAGUUUUCCCUGUGGUUGUGUUCAAGGCGUGUAGUGUAGGAGAGAGGGGCUAGCCACGGCAAGACAGUGAUAUGGUCGUUUACUAAUGUCUGUGACAGCAGAGCUGCCUCUGUGGCCAGGAGCAGCUUUGUGUCACUGGUGCUAGACUUUAAACCAGGGCCCUGUUCUCCCUCUGCCUCUUUUCCACCACUUUAGCUUUUAUAGUUAUGGUGACUCACUCUGUUAAACUUUGCACUCUGACUACUCUGAAAAUCACAACCUCAAUCACCCCUGCCUUCCCCAGUAUCUGACCCCUCUUCCUCUCCCUUUCUCUCACCUCCCUCUGCCCUUUUACACUUCCUCCUCUCUCGACUCUCUUGAUUGGCUGAGGUGGUGGAGGGACUUUUGCCUGAAGUGCACAUAUUCACUGUAACAUCCCAACCUCCAUCCAUUCAGUCAUAACUUCCCUAAAAAGGAGCCAGAAUCUUAUACAAUAGGUUAUUGCGUAAACUGUCAGAGCCAGUGCUUCAAAGGGUGUGGAAUCACUAACCCCAAUGUUGUUCUGAAGCUUAUCAGGAUGUGAGUGAGGUGGCCAAGGACAAGACAGCAGGGUAAAGUCCACACUGAGCCAGCAACCACUUCCUUCUCUGACUGACAUCAUGAUCUUUGGAGGAACUCUUAACACCUUCCUUUAUCCCGGUCCCCCCUCCCUUCCUCUCAGAUCAGAAGAUCAACAUGUAAGGGGAAGUAGAGGAGAGCCGUAUUAGGAUAUCAUAAGCCUGUCCUGUGAUCCCUGGCUGUCUCCUGUUACUGACAGGGUUAAUAAUUCACCAAUAUAGGAGGCUGCCAACUCUAUGAAGGUGUUGAAGAGAAGGACUGUUGUGAUGAGUCACUAGCCAUGCUUGCCAGGCCUCUUAGUUCCCCUAGCACACUCCAAAAUGUGUUGCCUGGCUACACGGUGAGACUGAUGAGCAGCCUCUUGGCUCUCAGGAGAGCUUGCCUUUUUGUCCCUUGUCACUAGCUGUACGGGCAGGGAGGGUCGAUGCCAUUUUCACCAACUCUUGUCCUGGAGAGCUACAGUCUAGACACAUGAUUCAACUAAUCAUCAUUAUCCUGGUUAAUUUAAUCAUGUGUGUUAGUGCUGGGCUGGAACAAACCUGCACACCCUGUAACUGUCCAGGACCAGGGUUUUUGACUACUGGAAUAGUGUUAAGCAGAGCAUCUGCAACAUAGCAGUAGAUUGAUGCAACAAAUGGAAAUGACUCAUACUUGAUGUAGGAUUGUGUCUAUUCUAUACAGUACAUUUCUAUCUACAACAUUCCAAACCAUUUAUGUCAUUGAGUCAGCGGAAUUGGUUGAGAGAAUCUUGUAGUGUUUCCUAAAUGGAUGGUCAAGGCCCUCUUGUAUACAUUUUUAAAGGCCGUUAUGGACAGAGACGACACUUUGAAAGGCUUCAGGUGAGUCACAGCUCACCACCAACUGUUCUAUGUCGGCCCAGGGUUGAACUAACAGGUGACCAAGUGCAAUGAAUUCCUGUUUAUCGUAGAUGUACAUAUGUGAAUGUGUUUCCUUUGAGUUGACUGUAAAAUUUCAGUGAGACUAACUGUAUUCCUGUUAGGGUGCAUCUCAAUCAUCUUAGAGUGGAUUCCUUUCCUUCAUCUACACUAAUAGGAAACAAUUAGAUGGAUGACAAAUGAAUCCACCAUAUUGCUUUCAUCCUGUUUUCAGACGUGUGGUGCUGAAGGAGAAAAGAGGGAGACACUAGAUGGAGACUGACCAUAAGAGUAUGAGGGAGACACUAGAUGGAGACUGACCAUAAGAGUAUGAGGGAGACACUAGAUGGAGACAAGGUGGUCGAAUGUCAAGAUGUUCUAUGCACCAAAGCACUCCUGGUGGUCUGUGGUUACAUUCAACUAAACUAGUCAGACACUAGAUUGCCAAGCUACAACAAACAGAAGUGGCAACAUAGGUUAAUGGUUGAGAUUUGUGAUUAGAAAGCAACAGCCUACUUCAUGCUAGCAUGGCCAGAUAGAUGACUGUAAAUGUCUGCUUCCUGAAUGCACAACCAAAAAUGACCCUGGGUUUCAUGGAAAUGCACCCCAAUAAUUGAAGUGGUAGACCAACUACGGCAGGCUAGGGCUGCUUUCCUCUUCUUAAAUAUGCCCUUAACUCCCUUCACCAAAUGUAAACGAUUAUGCUUAUUGCUACUACUAGUCUUUUUAGAAACUCCCUCCAGCCUAACACCUAUCCAAUCCUCUCAGAUCUUUGAGGGCAAGCCAGCAGGAGCGGGUUCAAGAAUCGCAGUGCCCGUAGGUCUACUAGUAAAAUCUAUAAAGUAGCGUUUUUAUACACUACUACAGCACAUGCCUUCACUGGACAAACGUUGAAAGAGCUUUUGAAUGUGUCCUAGAAGACUUUACAUUUGAAGUAAAGGAAGUAAGUUCCCCAUUUAGAAAAAUAGCCAUUAAUACACAUGUAGGAAGUUAAAUGUGCACUAAUGUGGGACUUGAUUUUAUUCUUUCAACAUAACCCUGUGGAUAUGUGCUGACUGGAAGGGUUACAUCCUGACGGUGGUAAUUGUAGACUAGAGAUGUGUUGAAGGGUGUAUUCAUGUUUUCAUUUUACGUUUUCUAUAUACACAUACCAAAAUGGUUAGCUUCAUAAGGCUUGCAGUUCAUUUGCAAAUAACUUAAACACUACAGAAAACUAGAUUCUACUUUCUCCAUAAUUUCUUUUUUGACUGUUGAAUUUUAGGUGAGUGUAGGGAGUCAGCGGUUGUAAAUACUAAGAAAUACUGUGAAUCUGACUGUACAGUGAUCCUCCACACUUGAGUGCUGGGGAGAGUAACAUUGGUCAGUAAAUAUUUCCAUUAAACGUUGAACUAUU
Messenger RNA from Oncorhynchus nerka (sockeye salmon), 4634 nucleotides. RefSeq names its product ethanolamine kinase 1-like. Gene Ontology annotation, molecular function: ethanolamine kinase activity. Gene Ontology annotation, biological process: phosphatidylethanolamine biosynthetic process. Gene Ontology annotation, cellular component: cytoplasm. Bases 166 to 1305 code for a protein of 379 amino acids. Lineage: Eukaryota; Metazoa; Chordata; Actinopteri; Salmoniformes; Salmonidae. The record is from RefSeq and is a predicted model, not a curated record. The transcript has 9 exons.